UCAGAGUGUGAAGAUCGACUGCAAGGUGGCGUCUCGAUUCGCCCACACAGUCAUGACGUCCACGGCUCUGAACAAGGCCAACGUCUCACAGGAAGUGUUCUUCGAGGUGGAGUUACCCAAGACGGCCUUCAUCACCAACUUCAGCAUGUCAAUUGAUAAUCAGACGUACAUGGGAGAGAUUAAAGAGAAGGAGAAAGCCAAGAAGGAGUAUGAGACGGCUGUGUCAGCUGGGAAGAUGGCUGGCCUGGUCAAAGCUUCAGGUAGAAAGAUGGAGAAGUUUUCUGUCUCUGUGAACAUCGCUGCCAACAGCAGUGUCACAUUCACACUGAUGUACGAGGAGCUUCUUCAGCGUCGCCUCGGCAAAUAUGAGCUCAUCAUCCGAGUCAAACCCAAACAGCUGGUCCAGCACUUCGAGAUUGUUGCUGAUAUCUAUGAGCCUCAGGGUAUUACGUUCUUGGACACAAAUGUUACUUUCAUUACAAAUGAUCUGCUCCCACUGGUGAGCAAAUCUGUCACUGACAAGAAGGCUCACGUGUCCUUUUCUCCAACUCUGGACCAGCAAAGGAAAUGCCCACACUGUGACGCCACACUCAUAGAUGGAGAUUUCAUCAUCACAUACGACGUCAACCGGACAGAAAAUAUUGGCGACAUUCAGAUAGUGAACGGGUAUUUUGUACACUUCUUUGCCCCAGCUGAUUUGCCACAGUUGCCAAAGAAUGUAGUGUUUGUGAUAGACAGGAGUGGCUCCAUGGAGGGAAGGAAGAUGGUUCAGACUCGAGAGGCACUACUGACUGUCCUGGAUGAUCUUCAUGAGGAAGAUCAUUUUGGACUGGUCAUGUUUGAUGACCAUAUUGAAACAUGGAGACCAUCACUAAGUAAAGCCACCCAAGAAAAUAAAAAAGAGGCUCAAGAAUUUGUCAAAGAUAUAACAGCACGACACAUGACUGAUAUCAAUGAAGCGGUUUUGCAUGCUGUCCACAUGUUGGCUACAGCUAAGAAAAACGACUCACUGCCAGACAACAGCGCAUCCAUGAUAAUCCUUCUGACUGAUGGAGAACCGACCACUGGGGAGAUAAACAUAAGCGUCAUCCAAGAUAAUGUGCGCAAUGCAAUUAGCGGAAACAUGACCCUAUUCUGCUUGGGAUUCGGCGCCGACGUUGACUACCCAUUUCUGGAUGUGUUGGCAAAGCAGAAUGAUGGUCUGGCUCGGAGAAUUUAUGAGGCAUCAGAUGCUCUCCUACAGUUACAGGACUUCUAUGAAGAGGUGGCAAGUCCACUGCUAUUAGAAGUGAGUCUGCAUUACCCGGAUAGUGUGGCGACGUCCUUGACUAACAACCACUUCAGGCAGCUCUUUAAUGGCUCUGAGAUUGUGGUUGCUGGCCAGCUACACGACUUUGAGGUGGAAAAUGUUCUUAUAGAGGUGUCAGCUCAGGCGCUGGAUGAUCAUAUUUCAAUACAAGGCCAAGCUCCCACUGAAGAAUGGACCAUCAUGUUUCCUGAGCAGGAUUACAUAUUUGGAGACUUCACUGAGCGUCUCUGGGCGUAUCUGACCAUCCAGCAGCUCUUGGACAAGCGAGACAAGUGUGCACCUAAUGAUAGGGAGAAUAUCACAGCCGAGGCCCUGGACCUCUCGCUAAGGUACAACUUUGUCACUCCACUUACUUCCCUGGUGGUCACUAAGCCUGAAACUGAUGAAAAGCCAGAAGAUCCUCUUAUUGCAGACAAGCUAACCGAGGACCAGCGAAUUAACAGAAUUCCAACAGCACAACACUUCGGAAACAUGGCAUUUGGCGCACCUUUAUCCAUCAGCGGCCCGAUCCCAUUCAGAGGUAUGGGCGGAGUAUCUGCCAAGCUGAGGUUUAUAGCAGUCGAUGGAGAUCCACACUUCAUUAUUGAGCUACCAGAUCAGGAUGAUGCUCUGUGCUUCAAUACUAAUGACCAGCCAGGCACCAUCUUCAAUCUAGUGACAGAUCCACUCACAGGCCUUGUCAUAAAUGGACAGACCAUUGGAGACAAGAUGGUGCAACCUGGGAGCCAGCAGCACACCUACUUUGGUCAGUUUGGGAUCCUUCAUAAGACGUUUGGCAUAAAACUGACUGUGACGACUCAGAAGGUUCUGGUGUCUGAGCAGGGAAAACAAGAACAACUUCUCUGGUCAAAAACAGCCACAAUCAAGAGUCCAAAUAUGAACCUCCAGUUAACCAAAGAUCGCCUCACAGUGACUCUGAGGAACUCGUUAAAGUUGGUCAUUAUUCUGCACAAGGUGUGGAAGUCUCACCCCGACCACCAGGACUAUCUGGGCUUCUACACCCUGGACAGCCACCUAGUUUCACAGAAAGUUCAUGGUCUAAUUGGACAGUUUUACCACGGUGUCACAUUUGAGGUCAGUGACGUCUUUCAGGGUAAAGAUCCAGACAAACCUGAUGCCACCAUGUUUGUGAAGGGACACAAGCUCACAGUGACCAGGGGCUGGCAGAGAGACUUCAGACGGGAUGUGAAGAAUGGAGAGAAUGUCCCGUGUUGGUUCAUUCAUAAUAAUGGUGCAGGUCUCAUCGAUGGAGCCCUUACAGACUACAUUGUGUCUGAUCUCUUCAAUACUACCUAAGAGACAAUAGAAGCAACUACAGUACACCUGAGUGAACAGUAUACACAUUUCUGCCUUAUGUAACAAGUACUGGUCAAAUGUUUAACAGAAUUAUGGAUUUUGGGAUAGAAAAGUAACAGACCAUUUACAUGUAUAUUCUCAGUGGAAUAUCGAUUGACAAACACUCAGAGGACUUUGUUAUUGACUUUGUAGAGAGUUGAUUCACCCUAAUUAAACUGUAGAAACAGACCUGUGUACUGUCUGCUCUUCUUUGUAUAAAU
Molecule: messenger RNA, 2865 nt
Organism: Trichomycterus rosablanca
Lineage: Eukaryota; Metazoa; Chordata; Actinopteri; Siluriformes; Trichomycteridae
Gene: itih3a.2
Product: inter-alpha-trypsin inhibitor heavy chain 3a, tandem duplicate 2
Exons: 19
Coding region: 53-2605 (850 amino acids)
Biological process (GO): hyaluronan metabolic process
Molecular function (GO): serine-type endopeptidase inhibitor activity
Source: RefSeq, a predicted model, not a curated record